UCCCGCGCUUCGCCAUCUUACCCCCCGGGAGAAAAGGAACGCGAGCGCGGGAACGGCGUUCGAGAACGGGUGGCGGCAACUUCACAGCCGUUUUUUUUUUUCCUCCCCCUCCCCACUCCUCGAGCCGUUAGUCCGCGAUGGGACCCUGCGACGGUUCAAGCAUGCGGGCCCUGCUGGAGACCCUCGAGGACCCAAGCGCCUCGCCGGGGGUGUUGACAGACGCGUGGCUGACCCUGACGAAUCGUUUGACUGAAGAAGAAGAGGAUGAAGAUGAAGGAAAAGAAUUUGCAGCUGAGGUUGAAAACUCUUUUCCUCAGCUUUACAAUAUAUUUAUGACACAUAUUCCUACUGAAAAGUCGGAGUUGAGCAGUGCAGCUUUACAAGCUUUAGGAUUCUGUGUGUGUAAUCCAAAGAUUGCUUCCUUAUUAUGCGAAAUAGAAAUACAUGAACUACUGUCUAUAUUAAACAGUGUUGCUACAAAUUCAGGAGACAAACACACUCGAACAAGAGCACUCUGGGUGAUCUCAAAGCAGUCCUUUCCUCCAGAUACGGUUGGAAAGUUGGUACCCAAUAUUAUUGCGAUGCUAGAAACACUACUUCAUAAAGGAGAUUCACAUUCCAUGGUAGUUGAAUAUGAAGCGCUAAAUGUUAUCAUCCGGCUGAUAGAACAGGCUCCAUCUGACAUGGAGGAACAGGCUGUGACGUGGGCUAAGAUGAUAAUUCCUUUGCUGGUUCACUCAGCUCAUAAAGUACAGUUAAAAGCUGCUAGUGCUUUGGAAAUGGGUCUACCACUUCUUCAGCAGAACCAAGAAGUGAUAGCAGUUGCUGAGCAACUCCUGACUACUAAAGUAAUUCCAGAACUCCAAAAGCUAUUUUUUUCAAAACAUGAAACAUAUAUUCUGAAACUGUGGCCUCUGUUUGUAAAGCUGCUUGGAAAAACAUUGCAUCAUAGUGGAAGCUUUAUCAAUUCCUUGCUGCAUUUAGAAGAACUUGGAUUUCGUAGUGGCUCCCCGGUGGUAAAGAAAAUAGCUUUCAUUGCAUGGAAAAGUCUGAUUGAUAACUUUGCUUUAAAUCCAGAUAUAUUAUGCAGUGCAAAAAGGCUGAGAUUGCUGAUGCAGCCACUGACCUCUAUUCAUGUGAGAACUGAAACUCUGGCACUGACCAAGCUUGAAGUUUGGUGGUAUUUAUUAAUGAGGCUUGGAUCUCAGCUUCCAGUCCACUUUGAACAGGUUUGUGUACCAUUAAUUCUGAACACUUUAAGCCUAGUUGCCUCUCCGCUACAAGACAAUUCAUCAUGGUUAAUUUCUAAUCAGAAUUUAACUAUGCCGUGUAGUUCACGAAAACCAGGAGUUUUCCCUUUUGGAAAUAUUGCCACUCCAAAGAUGACUUUGAAUUCUAGCAGUGAAGGAGCUGUUAUUCCAUCUAUUCAGCUUCUAGGAAUUGAAAUGCUACUUCACUUCUUUAUGGGACCAGAAGUAUUGACUUUCGCCAAGGAAAAUAAAAUCGUACUUAGUUUAGAACCUCUUCAGUGCCCAGUAAUCAACAGUCCUUCCUUUUUCUGCAAGUAUGCCAGUGUUUUCAUAAAUGCAGCUCGGGAUGGUUUCAUUGCAAUUGGAAGAGAUGUUUCUGAUGUUAUGCUCACUGCUAUAUGGAGAGAAUUAGUUGGUUUUGUGAAAGCUGCAAUUGAAUCAGGCAAUAAAAGAGAACGGCAGAAUUCAGAAGUAUUAACUAUGUUGCUGCAGACUUUAAAAAACAUUAUUUUGUCAAAAGAAUUACCAGUAUUAAACUCAUUGCCCUUGCUAGAAGUGGCUAUUAAAGAAUUGCCUCCAAAAGUAUUGGGAUCACCAGCCUAUCAGAUUGCUGACAUGGAUCUUCUGAAUGGAACUCCAGCACUGUUCCUGGUUCAGCUUUUAUUCUGUGAAGAUGUUCUGAAAUGUGGAGUUGAAAAUAGAAGAUUCUUGUCAAACUACGAAACUCUUGUGGAAUGUGCUUUGUCUGGCCCUACGUCUCCUCUGGCUUUUACUGAGUCUGUACUCACAAUUGUGAGUCAAAAUGCCAUGCACUUGGAAAAUAAGGAAUAUUUGUGGCGAAUGUGGAGUAUUAUGGUUAACCCAUUAACUGAAUGGAUUAAACAGACGAAUGAAGUCAAUCAAGGGGAUGCUUUGGAGCAUAAUUUCAAUGCAAUUUACUGUGCACUGUUGCUACCAGUAAACUAUAUAUUUUCAUCUUCUGAAUUCCCAGAGCUUGCCAUGAAAACACUAUUGCGUUCUUGGUCAGAACUGUAUAAAGCAUUUGCCCGUUGUGCAUUACUAGUAGCAACAGCAGACGAUAACACAUGCUGUGAGGAACUCUGUGCCAAAAUAAUAUCUGGAUUAAAAGAUGAAGCACAUCUUAAUCAACCCAUGUUGGAAGGGCUCUCUUAUAUUACAACAGUCAUAGUUGAAUGCGUCUGUUUUGCACCUUAUGAUAAGAGAUUUCUAUCAGCACAUAAACCUCCACAGAAGCUAGCGGAAUGGGCCAGAAGGUCAAAAAAUCCCCUUGGCAAGCUGUGUUCUGUAAUGAAACUUCUGAUAAUACUGAUAAACUCUCUUAAGAUGCUUAUAUCCGGGGAAUCUGACUUUGAACAAUUAGCUCCUGUUGCUUCUGGGAUCGUUGGUAUUCUUCAGAAUAUCAUUGCCCGCAUCUCUUUGCCUUCUGUCAUCAGAGCGGUCUUGGGAUUUAUUGCAAAACCUUUCACAGCAUUGUAUCAAAAAAUAGAGUCUACUAAUCCCUCUAGAACAAGUCCUGCGCUCAUUUUCAAGUGUGAAAAGUUACUGGCAGACAGCCUUACUUGUUUGCAGUCAAACUAUACUGCAACCUUUGACAGCUGUGUCUUGAAAGAGAUUUUUCCAUUAUUAAGUAUAAUGCUUUUAAAUAAGAAUAGGCAUAUAAGCAGCCAUGCUGCUCGCUUUUGGAAUACAACAUUUGGAAAAGAGGAAAGCCUGGAAUACCCUGAAGAAUUUAAAACUGUUUUAAAUAAAGCAAAACAAAAAUUCAUACUCUUACUGCCUGCAUUUGAAAGCUGUGAUAUAAUGGAGGGAUCUAGUACUUCUUAUUCUGAUUAUACAGAGAACUCCCAGUGGGGUGCAAACAUCAGCGGAAUAAAAGUAAAUCCUAAUGGAAAAAGGGACUCAUUCCUGGCCCAAACCGGUGAGCCAGAGGAAGAAAAUAUUGAUUUUCACAUUACACCUAAAAAGAUAAAGCUAGAAUUCUCACGGUCAAAAUCAAACAUAAAAAACAUUCCUUUGGAAGAAGAAAACACUAUGGACUUCGUGUACAUUCCUGUAGAAACAAAAGAACGAGUCUUAACAGAGCACCAAAAAGAAGUUCUGAGAACUAAAAGGGAUGAUAUUCCUGUCAUGUAUAAUAAUCUGGACAUGUCUCAAGACGCUGUUCUCUUUUCCCAGGACACUCAGAACCAGGAGGAUUCUUUGGAGAAAUCAAGCAUUGUUGACAUAAAGGAAGAACAAGGGACAGAAGAGGACAAAUUAACAUCCCAGAAAAAAGAGGCAACAAGUCAUCAGCUUGUCAUUCCGCAUGCAGUAACUGGAAAUUACAAAUCAAAUAUAUCUCUGGAGAAAAUUACUUCUACUGUUACGGAGCAACCUAAUAACUUUCAGAAAGAGGAGCUGGAUCUGAAAAAUGAGGAGUUGAAUGUUUGCGUUGCAGUACAAUCGCCAAUAUUAGAUUCUACUUUGAAUGAAAAUCCUCCUAAUUGCAGCAGCAACUCUUCGGGUUCUAGUGGUAUAAUUUCACCAACACCACAGGUAGUGGUGAACAGAAGGCAAGCCUUUGUUACUUUGGAAAAAUUCAAUGAUUCAGAGAACAGACCUUUCAGUCCUUCAGUUUUUAGUAAUAUUUCUAUAACAUUAACAAGCCCGUUUAUCCAGAAGGAAAGCACAGUUGCUACAGAUGUCUCUUCAAAAGAAAAGUCAAAUCCGAAGAAUAAAGAUGGUGUAAAACUUAAAGCAAGGAAAACUGUCACCGGCACAAAGAGGACACGCUUAGAAUUCUUAAAUGCUCUAGAGAUGUGUGUCAAAUCAAAAAGAACCAAAGAAGAAAACAUUCCUGAUCCAAAACUGCAGUCUACCAACAUGGUUGAGAUGAAGAUGUCAAGUCUUAGACAAAAUAAAACUUUGGAUGACAAAGCUUCAGAACAAAUGCAAUCAGACCAAGAGGACAAAAAUCAGGUUUCUGAUACGCAUUGCGAGGAUAAGCAGGAAUUAUCUGUGGACACGGAAAUAGCAGAACAUUUGCUAGAUGAUCAGUCUCAGAUCCCCAGUAUGGCUGACAGCACAACAAUGGAGAGUAAAGUCCUCCUGGACAUAGUUAAAAAUGAAAAUGUGGGACCAAAUGUAGAGCACAAAGAGAAUACAUCUCCAGAAAUAGAAGUUUGUGAAGAAGCAGUGUCUGUUGUUAACCAAAGCCCUGACAUUUCACUUAACCAAAAAACAUUAAGACGUUCUUUAAGACGAAAAGCAGAAACUGAUGGAGCUGUGGAUAGCCAAGAUAAAGAGAACAAUCAACAAAAGGCCAAGCAAAAAGAUGAUGAAAAGAUUCUGCCAAAGAAGAUGGCACAAAAUAGGGAGACUUCUGGGCAAAAAGAAAAGGCUGAAAAACUUGAAAAAGCAACAGAUGCACCAAUAUGUGGGCCUGUAAACAAUGCUACAGAAAAUAUAAACUCUAAAGAGAACAGUCAGGAAGAGUUGGACAUGAGUCUUGGGAAAUCUGAAUGCAAUGACCAUGAAGAACCAGGCUCAGAUACAUCUGUGGAGAAACUAAAAGUAUUUCCACGGUAUCAUACAAGAAGAGCAGCUUCACAAGGAUUACUUACCAGUAUGGAAAACUCUGAAACUGAUAUCGGUGAAACAAGAGAGGAAGGAGCAAAGAGGAAACGGUCUGGGAAAUUGAAAAAAAAUGAUUCCCCUGGGAACCAAGCAAAGGAAGAGCCAGACAGCCAAGAGCUUUCUUCACAAGCUGCAGUAGAAAUCCAAACCAGGUCAGUAGGAAAGCAGAAAAUAUCUUCUGGCGGAGAGACAGAAGUGCCUUCGAUGUCUACUAAUACAAAGGAAAUCGGUACAAAGGAAGAAAAAGGUACUUCCCCGUUACGUCCCAGUGUGAACCUUAAAGAAAAUGCAGGGUCGACAUGUCCUAGAGCCUCUUCAGAUCCAGGGAGAAAGCCUGCUAACAGGAAGGAAUCCACUUCGGAGCCUAUUUUAGAAAACCGACAGGAAACUAAUACUCUCGACACAAGUUCUGUGGUACCUAACAACUCAAAUGGCGUUUCAAAAGAGGAUGCUUCUGCUACCGCUGUCAGUGCCUUUCCUUCACCCAAGAGAUUUCUAGAUGUGUCCGAAUGCCAGCACAAAAGAAGCAAACGGACAAGGAAAUCCAGGAGCUGCGACUGCUGUGAUGAAAAGCUGUCUCCCCAAGUGGAAAAAGUAUCCCCUGAACCGAAAAAGGCAAGCACUCCAGAAACAAAGUUAAAAGAACCAAGGAAGAGCCUCAGUAAAGUAACCGUGCCCCUGACCUUGAUCCCUGUUGCUGAAGAGAUUCAUUUGGCAGAGAGGCUGAGCAUAGAACCUUGUGCAACAAGCACCCCGCUGCCUUUUGUUAAGGAUGCCGCUGAUCGGAAAGAGGCCAGCAAUGUUGCUGAAUCUGUCAGUGGCGUCCCAAGAAACAAUACGCCAAACGUUGAACCGGAGAAAUUAGCAUGUGUCCAAAAUGAAAGUGACAAGCCAGUUGCAGGAAUUCCGGAUGUUCCUUUCUCUGAAACAAUUUCAGAAUCCAGAUCAAUGGAUUCUCAUUCAGAAGAGCUUAGUGCUCAGGGUCAGCCUUUAGAACCAGGUUCGGUGGAUUCUCAUCCAGAAGAGGUCAUUGCUAAGGAUCAGGGUUUAGAACCAGGUUCAGUGGAUUCUCAUUCAGACCAAGUCAGUGCUAAGGAUCAGGGUUUAGAACCAGGUUCAGUGGAUUCUCAUUCAGAAGAGGUCAUUGCCAAGGAUCAGGGUUUAGAACCAGAUUCAGAGGAUUCUCAUUCAGAAGAAGUCAGUGCUAAGGAUCAGGGUUUAGAACCUGACGCAGAAGCAGAGACUGGAAUGGAAGCCAGUAGUAACCAAAAUGGUCAGUUGGAAAGUGAAACAGAUACAGAGAUCAAAAUUAUUCAAGUUGUGGGAGCACAACCUGAGGAGGAAGGAGUCAUUCAGAAUAUUGUAGAAGAGAUUACAGUAACAUCUGCCACUGAGGUAGCAGAGCUGCAGGAAAAUGAGACGAGUGAGGAAGAAGGUGCAGAAGAUAAUGCAGCAAGUGAACCAAGUGAACGUCCAACCUUAGUCUUGUGGCAGGAGAAAAGUAACACCUUGGAUUCUCCACCAAAAUGUAAAGAACUUGAUUUUCUUUCUUUAGCCAAGGUCAGUGGAAGUCCCACUGGGACACAGGCUCGCUGUCUAUGGUCCCCAUCAGCUUCUCCUUCUAUAAGUAUUUUAAAGAGAGCCAUCAAAAGAGAACCAGAGGAAGAGUCAUCAUCACCUGCAAACAAGAACCGAAGAGUCUCCUUUGCCAAUCCAAUCUACCAAGAAGAAUUGGCAGAUGACAUUGAUCGGCGAAGUCCUGUACUUAGAAUUCAUCCUUGCAAUAAUGGUUCUCAAUCUUUGCGAAGUGCUAAAUCUUCACCUAGUCACCAAGCCAAGCUUAUAACCACUCCAACCAAAGGAUCUCUGUCCCCUGGAACCCGUAGCCAUAAAUAUAAGACCUCAAAGAAGUGUUUAAUCACAGAAAUGGGCACGGAGCCAACACCAGUACCUACAGAAAGCGUAUAUCCUGCCCUGAUGGGCUGUAAAGCAUCUGUCGACGUAAUUCUGCCUCAAAUUACUUCAAAUACUUGGACAAGAGGGUUAGGACAUCUGAUUCGAGCAAAGAAUAUCAGAACGGUGGGUGACUUGAGUUCUCUCACCGCAGCUGAGAUCAAAACACUUCCUAUUCGCUCUCCUAGAGUUUUAAACCUUAGAAAGGUUCUUAAAGGCUAUCAUGAGCAGCAGGUAAAAUCUCGUGGAAUGGAGGAAAAUGCUGGCCUGGAUGAUACAGAGAAAUCAAUCAGUGUUAUGGAUGAGACAUUUUUUUCCACAAAUGAAAAUGCAGACGUAUGUGAAACCGAGGUCUCCAGUACGGGUGAGUCAUCAGCAAUAGACCUUUGGGCUCAGGUAAAUCUACUUGCUGAGCAAAUUACUUCUGAAAGACUUCGAAACUAUUCAGGGAACGAACUCUUUGAAAUGCAAGAGAAACUUCAUACCAUUACAGACUGCAUCAUGAAAACUCUGAAGUCCCGUUGGAUGCUUUCAAGAUCUUGCGAAACCACUGUUUAAAAAAAAGCAGUUACUCUUGAUUAAGUUCUUUGAAGAAUAGAUUUGAUUGAGGGCAGUUUUGGUUUUAAAAGGUUUAAAUUUGAGGUUAAUAUUUAGUUUCAUUACAUAUUUUAAGUAAAAGGGAUUCCUGUAACUUGAAGCAAAUACAGCAUUGGAGUAUAAAUGUUAAAUUUCUAAAUUCUGUGGACUUGCAUUUUAAUAUUUUCUUUUUUUAAAAUUGCUGCUAUGCACAACUUCCAAAAUGUGGUAAGAUGUGCAGUAAUGACUGUGAAACAUGCCACAAUACAGAGCAGUAUAUUUUUUAAAUGUUAAGUAUUUUAAAUCAAAGGGCUUUGAUGCAUCACCAAUAUUUAAAGCCCUGGUUUUAUUGUUCUGACUAAAGUUUGAAGUGUUAAUUAAUUUACCAAAAGUGAUACAAAUCUUCCAACUGAUAGUAGUUUGGAAGGUACUAGUUUUAUAGCUUCAUUAUCAUAUUAAGAAGUAUGGUGCUUCAUUAGCAUACUAAAAAUAUCUCAAACUUUUUCAUAGGACAUAGUAUAUUUUUUCAUGAAUGUAGUAUGCAAAAGAAAAAAGUGUGUCAGUACAUAAUUCCAAUAAGUAAUUCUCAGGAUCUGACCACAUGCUCUUUGAAUUUUUAUAUACCACAAAGGUUUUAUUUGCCCCAUUCAUAAGUCCUAUAUAAACUGGACAUACGAAUAAUUUUGUAUAUUAUGUAUAGAUGUACUAAAUGCAAAUGUUCUAAAUUAUAUCUGUAUGAAAGGCAGAGUCUCUAACAUGCUUGAAUGGGAGGAACUUUGUAUAGAGCAUAUUUGUGCUUUUUGACCUAACAAUGGGAUCGAUUUAUGUUUUAGGAAAUAAAUAUAUAUAAAUAAAAUAUAUAAAUUGUUGAAUGAAAUGGUUGUUAUUUUGGGGAAGAACUGUGUUGUGUUAAGAUUAAAAUCAGUUUCAGUGAAAAUGCAUUUUUAAAACAGCAUUUAAACCAUGUAUUAAUGACUGACAUGGCAAAAUUGUUGAUUUUUUAUUGCAGAAAAAAGGGACAAGGGUGAAUCAGUAGAUCUGAGCCUUUGUCAAGGUUAAUAGAAAUGGAUUU
Notechis scutatus (mainland tiger snake) is the source of this 8487-nucleotide messenger RNA. The record is from RefSeq and is a predicted model, not a curated record. Lineage: Eukaryota; Metazoa; Chordata; Lepidosauria; Squamata; Elapidae.